Vicia villosa (hairy vetch) is the source of this 1020-nucleotide messenger RNA. RefSeq lists its product as uncharacterized. The transcript is spliced from 2 exons. The coding region runs from base 1 to 1020 and encodes 339 amino acids. NCBI's taxonomy places the organism in Eukaryota, Viridiplantae, Streptophyta, Magnoliopsida, Fabales, Fabaceae. The record is from RefSeq and is a predicted model, not a curated record.
AUGGAAUGGUGCAACCAAAGUACUUCCAUUAAAUACCUUUUCAAAUAUAUCAACAAAGGUUCGGACCGUAUUUCUGCAAUCAUACAAGGUCAGGACAAAAACAACGUUGACGAGAUCAAGCAAUAUUUGGAUUGUCGAUACAUCUCCCCAAGUGAAGCAUGUUGGAGGAUCUUUUCUUAUUCUAUACAUGGAAGGAAGCCCGCUGUAGAGAGACUGUUUUUUCAUAUGGAAGGUGAAAACUCCGUGUACUACAAAGACUACGAGCAAGUUGGUGAUGUUUUACUCAAACCAAGUGUAACCGAGUCAAUGUUUACAUCUUGGUUUGAGGCAAACAAAACUUACGAGGAAGCAAGAUUGCUAACUUAUGGUGACUUCGUUUCUAAAUUUGUUUAUCAUAAAAGAAGUCGGACUUGGAAGCCAAGGAAAAGAGGAUAUACCAUUGGUCGACUCAUUUGGGUUCCUCGAAGCACUAGUGAAUUGUUUUAUUUAAGAAUGAUGCUCACUGUCACAAAGGGUCCUUUGUGCUAUAAAGACAUUAAGAAAGUUGAUGGAAAACAACUUAAAACUUUUAGGGACGCUUGCUUUGCGAUGGGAUUUCUACAAGAUGAUCGAGAAUUUGUCGAGGCAAUCAAAGAGGCACAUCUUUGGGGUUCUGGUCCAUUUUUAUGCAAGUUAUUUGUGACAAUGUUGUUAUCUUCUUCCAUGAACAGACCGGAACAUGUGUGGAGAAAGACUUGGAUGUAUUUAUCAGAUGGCAUUCUCUAUGAGCAACGCUUAUUCACAAGAAAUCAAGGUCUGACAAUGAGCGAUGCCGAGCUCAAAGAAAGGACACUUAUGGCCAUUGAGACACUUUUACAAAAUAAUAAUCGAACUCUUAAAGACUUCAAGACAAUGCCAUAUCCAAAAGAUUUUGUCGUCUCCUUUACUGGAAAUAGGCUACUUUACGAUGAACUUCAAUAUGAAGUUGUUGCUCAAAAACAAAUUUUUGAUACUUUGUAUGCUUCUCUUACAGGUAAGUAG